ACGGUCCUGGGUCACAAAGGUUGUUGCCAAGCACCCGGUGGAGAAAAGAUGCGGCCAGGGAACAGCCGCCGCCACUCUGGAGCGUGAGGCCCACGGAGUUCAGCAGGACUGUCAAUGGCAGGAUACCAGCUCUGGUCACCAUGGACCCCACUGGAUGAGAGCUUCCAAUGGCUGCGGCAUACAACACCUACCCCUUCUUCCAAGCACCCCUUUAGGGCUUCCCCCUGCUUCCCACAUACCCCUUCUGACCUUGAAGUGCAGCUGUGCUUUCAAGAGGUCACUCUAGUCCUAGACAGCCCAUUCCUGGAGCCCGGGGUGAGUCCCAAGUUGCCCUGUCACACAUCAGAGCUCCGAACCAUGAACAACAAGAAAGGGCUGGUCAGGAAGCCUCAGCCUGUCCGCCUCAGUGGAGUGGAUUCUGUCUUUGGCAGGGUCAUCACGGCUCAGCCACCAAAGUGGACUGGGACCUUCAGAGUUUCAGACAAGUCAGCCUUUUGCAAAAUCAUUAGCCGGGAGCACCAGUGGCCCACUGGACUUAAGGAACCGCAGAUUCAGAUGACAGUGACCAUGUGCAAACAGAUGUUACGCUCCAUCCUCUUGCUGUAUGCAACGUACAAGAAGUGCACCUUUGCCUUGCAACAUUCCAAGUAA
Molecule: messenger RNA, 651 nt
Organism: Dama dama (fallow deer)
Lineage: Eukaryota; Metazoa; Chordata; Mammalia; Artiodactyla; Cervidae
Gene: FANCD2OS
Product: FANCD2 opposite strand
Exons: 2
Coding region: 115-651 (178 amino acids)
Source: RefSeq, a predicted model, not a curated record